Messenger RNA from Quercus robur (English oak), 786 nucleotides. Its product is annotated as serine acetyltransferase 3, mitochondrial-like. NCBI's taxonomy places the organism in Eukaryota, Viridiplantae, Streptophyta, Magnoliopsida, Fagales, Fagaceae. Bases 1 to 786 code for a protein of 261 amino acids. The transcript has 5 exons. Gene Ontology annotation, molecular function: L-serine O-acetyltransferase activity. The record is from RefSeq and is a predicted model, not a curated record. Gene Ontology annotation, cellular component: cytoplasm; cytosol.
AUGGAUUUUUUAUUAGGGGUAGGAGUCUGCCUUUACAAUUCCAUUUUGUCACAGGGUUCAUUGGAAAGGGCGUUGGCCAAUCAUCUUUCAAUGAAAUUAAGCAAUUCUAGUCUUCCUAGUGGUACUUUAUUUGAUGUUUUCCAAGGUGUUGUUGUAGAGGAUGAAAUUAUGAUUGCUGUGAUGGAUGACCUUAGAGCUGUGAAAGAGAGAGACCCAGCUUGUGUGAGCUAUGUGCAUUGUUUCUUGAACUUUAAGGGGUUUCUCGCUUGUCAGGUGCAUAGGGUGGCACAUAAGUUGUGGUCACAAGGUAGAAAGGCGUUGGCUUUGUUGAUUCAGAAUAGGGUGUCUGAGGUUUUUGAGGUGGAUAUUCAGCCAGGUGCAAAGAUUGGACGCGGGAUAUUGUUUGAUCAUGCAACUGGUGUUGUGAUUGGUGAGACUGCUGUGAUAGGGAACGAUGUGUCAAUCUUGCAUAAUGUGACAUUAGGAGGGACUGGGAAGGCGUGUGGGGAUAGGCACCCAAAGAUUGGAGAUGGAGUGUUGAUAGGUGCAGGGACUUGUAUUUUGGGGAAUAUUGGGAUUGGGGAUGGGGCUAAGAUUGGAGCUGGGUCUGUUGUGCUAAAGGAUUACAUAUUUGGGGAUGGGGCUAGGAUUACAUAUUUGCAUUUAAUCUCUGUUUUGUAUGUUGCUGAUCUCUAUUUCUAUGCUUGUGGCAGUCAUUUUAUUACUGAUAUAACUGAAGAUGAUUACUACAUUGAUGCACCAAAAGGGAGUGCUGUAAUUGUUUAG